Puccinia graminis f. sp. tritici CRL 75-36-700-3 is the source of this 2170-nucleotide messenger RNA. RefSeq lists its product as uncharacterized. The transcript is spliced from 2 exons. The record is from RefSeq and is a predicted model, not a curated record. Lineage: Eukaryota; Fungi; Basidiomycota; Pucciniomycetes; Pucciniales; Pucciniaceae. The coding region runs from base 108 to 1943 and encodes 611 amino acids.
AAAGAAAAAAAAAAAAAAAAAGGAAAGGCUGUGAAAAAACCCACUUCUAUCGAUGCACCCCUGGGGAACAUUCAAAAAAACCAGCAAGAGCCGACAACAACACAAGAAUGAUAAACAAACAACAACAACAACCGAGCCCAAUGGAAGAACCAAGAACCGAGGAACAACAACAGACCAAUAACAACAACAACAACAACAACCGAGUAACGAGGAUGCAGAGGAGAGCGAGGAUGGACGAACAGAACAACAUCCCAUUUGACGAGGGAAGACUGGGAAGGGAGAUCGAAGCUGAACACCAACUAGGACUCUCCAACUGGAUCCCACUCUUCCUCGUCAUCCUACCUAACCUGGGCGCAAUGUUCUUCGACGGCGAGCCCGAGAGUUGGAGGGACUCAUUGAUCUUCCUACUCAUCGUCUUCUUCCUCUACAAGAUCUCAAAAGCUCCCUGGCAGUUAUACGCCUCAGCCCGAACCACUCGGAUCCUUAACCAGGCCCGGAUCCAAUCCAACGCCAGAGGAGCUGAUCAUCCUCGGGAGAGAGUAGCCAACAAGCCAUACAGCAAGACGAUCUAUCCGAUCCGCACCGAUCAAUACCUCACCGAGCUCAAGCGGAACGAGAUGGGCUUCCUGCUCCUGGCCACCUUCUCACCCGCACUGGGCAUCGGCCUCCUACUCUACCUACAGACCAAGCUCGACCUCGGUUUAGAAUACCUCAACAGCCAUUCCACGGUCCUCUAUCUGCUCUCAUCGCUCGUCAAACCCUUGGGCCAUCUGCACGAUCGGCUCCUCCAACGAUCACGCUAUCUCCAGAGCCAGCUCCAGUUCCCGGUCCGGCUGGCCGACCAGUUCAACCAGACCAUCGACCAGCUCACCCUCCGUCUGGCCGAGCUCGAACAGGACUCGCUCUCCAAGGCCGAGUUGGAGGCCUUUCGGAGGACCCAGAUCGAGACCCCCUUGGCCGCGCUCGCAGAUCGACUGGCCAAGUACAAGACCAACGACGAGCUUCAUCAGCUCAGGGCUGCGUCAAGGCUCUCGGGACUCGAAGAGACACUCGCUCAGCAACUCGGCCAACUCGAGAAGGCCGAACAAGCACUCGACAUCCUCCAACAGCACGAACAAUCCCUCCAAGCCUCCCCGAUCCAUUCCCUGGGGAAGAUCGUCAACGGGCUCCUCGAACCGUCCUCGCUCCCGAUCGGGGGAGGAGAUGGCCAUCAUCAUCCCUCUUCACCCAACCCACUCAAAUCUCCUCACACCAAUUGGCACUCCGACACCCCUUCUCCAGGAUCCCUGAAGCGUCGAUUGUCGAUCGAUGAUCGUCUCCAGGUGGGCGAGGAGCAUCGCAAGCCAGGCUACUUGGGCCUUCUGGUCCGGCUCCUGAACCCCUUCCACAGAAGCCCAUCAUCGUCCCAGGUCCACGAUGACCAUCGACCCACCGGCCGACGCGACACCAAGCUCUCUGCCGCAUCCGACGCGUCUUCCCGAGGCCAGAGGAAGCAGCCGGGGAGGGUGGUUGUCAAGCUGUUGAUGUGGCCGAUCGAGAUGACAGUGGUGAAGCCCCUGCGGCUCGUCGUCCGGGUCUCCAAGCGCAUCCUCCGUCUCCCGUUGUUUCUAAUCCAAUGGGCCAUGAUCACAAAGAGACCAUCGGGAGCCCGGCGGACGCAGAGCCGCGAGCCCGACAGUCGCGGCUGGCCAAACCCCGGACGCCGGUCCCCUUCGGACCCCGCUCCGCGACACCCGCGCCCAGCCUCGCCGCCCUCCUCCGCCUCGCCCGUCUCCAGCCCCGACAGCCCCUCCUCUAACUUGGACAUCCUCCUUCAUACUCACCAUCAUCCCUCGCUCCCGCAUCCUGCUAAACACAGGUCAUGGCCCGCCCAACCUGCCUUCUAUGACCAUGUCGACGACGACAACAACCAUCCGGUCUCGUAUCACGACCAUCUCUUCUGACUUCCUCUUUUGUUCUCAAGCAUCUUCUCUUUCUGAUCACCUCACUCGUCCUUCUCAUCUGCUCCUUCUUACCCACCCACCCCCCCUUAUCACCGAAACUAUUACCCUCAAUAUCAUCUCAUCCGUGUCUCUACUGUUCAUUAUAAUUUACCACAAUACCCCCAAGAUGAUUUUUUUUUGGUUUGUUGGCUGCUGAUCCUGAUGAGCUUUUUUGGUUUUUUUUUUUU